CCAAAACCAUAAGACAAACAAAACAUUCUCCAAUUCUCUCUUAAGUUAAGAUGAAGCUCUUCGUUGCAUCUUUCCUUCUCGUCUCUCUCGUCCUCACUUCCUCAUUCUUCGAGCUUUCGGCAGCCGGUUCGCCGAAGAAUGAUGAAGACUCGUGCCAUGGAAAGUGUACGGCAAGGUGUUCCAAGGCAGAGGCGAAGGACCAAUGCCUUAAGCACUGCAAAAUAUGCUGCAAGAAAUGCCACUGUGUCCCCUCCCACAAGGACGACUGCCCUUGUUACUCCCACAAAAACGACUCCAAGGGCAAGCCCAAGUGCCCUUAGAACUUCACACAUAUACAUACACCUAUAUAUAUACACACCAACACACCCACCAUGAGCACGGUGUAUGUAUAUAUAUAUAUAUAUAUAUAUAUGUAAAUGAAUAAGCGUGUGGGUGUAAUUUACUUCUGAACUGAUGAUUAAUGAGUAUGUAUAUAAGCUGUAUAUAUAUAUAUAUGAUGUAUGUGUGAGCUAUCUAUGUCAUUGAAAUAAUGCUAAUGUAUGGGGAUUGAGACU
Molecule: messenger RNA, 554 nt
Organism: Tarenaya hassleriana
Lineage: Eukaryota; Viridiplantae; Streptophyta; Magnoliopsida; Brassicales; Cleomaceae
Product: gibberellin-regulated protein 8-like
Exons: 2
Coding region: 51-320 (89 amino acids)
Source: RefSeq, a predicted model, not a curated record